AUGACGGCCGACAAAGGAGCCUCGAGCUCCACCACGCUGCCCGCCGAGAUCUACGAACAAAAGGAUGAAGCUUACUUUGGCUACUACUCCAUGCUCUCGCACCAGGCUCAGAUGCUCCAAGACACGGUCCGAACAGCAGCCUACCAGCGGGCGAUCCUCAACAAUGCGCAGCACGAUUUCGUCGACAAGGUGGUCAUGGACGUCGGGGCGGGGAAUGGCAUCUUGAGCUUCUUUGCGGCGCAAGCGGGGGCGAAGAAGGUGUAUGCCAUCGAGGCGUCCAACAUGGUCGAGUGCCUGCAGAAGGUGGUCGAUGCUUCGCAUGCGACUCGGAAGCCGGAGGUGGUGAAGGGGGAGAAGGAGGCGCUGGAGCUGAUGGGUGCGGGCGAUGCGGGACUGGGCGGUGUGAGCUUUGGAACGACCAAUCCGACCGAACAGAGGAACGGCUGGUUGCAGGGGAGACUCGUACCCGUGCACUCAAAGGUGGAAGACGUCACGGCGAAACACCUCGAGGGCCACACACAGGUAGACACGAUCGUCUCGGAAUGUCUCGGAGUGCUGCUGGUGCACGAGCGCAUGUGCGAAAGUUUUCUGGAUGCAAGAGACCGGUUCCUCGCCCCGGGAGGGUCCGUCUUCCCCUCGGCCGGCACCAUCUGCCUCGCCCCAUUCGAGGACAAGCAGCUGUGGAACGAUACCGCCAACAAGGCCAAGUGGUGGCUCAACAGCAACUUUUACGGUGUCGACGUCUCCCCCUUUGCGGCUCUCGCGUUUGAGGAAAAUUUCUCGAGCCCCGUGGUGGGUGUCUUCCCCCCGCAGUGUUUGCUGAGCGUAUCGAGCGACUACGUGAUCGAUUUCGCCAGUAUCACGCAGGCCGAGCUGAGGGAGUUCACCGUUCCCGUCGAGUGGGUGUUCGCCAACGCAGCGAUAGUGCAUGGGCUGGGAGGAUGGUUUGAUCUGCACUUCAACUCUCAAUCGCCCUCGAACAACGAUACGGAUACGACGAUGGGCGAGGCGACCACCAACGCAAAUGGGAUGUCGCUCGAAUCGGCGCUCGACACGCUCAAGACGGCUUCCGCUCUCGCCUCGGCCUCCACACCCACCUCGAAUAGCACAGAUGCGAUUCUACCCACCAUCCCCACCGUCUCAACCACCUCGGCAACAGCUGGCAACUUUAUGACCACCAGUCCCUACGCGGAUCCGACGCACUGGCAGCAGGUCCGCUUCCUCCUUCCCGAACCCCUCGCCGUCAACCGAAACCAGAAGAUUGCCGGUAGCGUCCACUGCAAGGUCAACGACCAGAGGAGUUACACCAUGACCGCCCACCUCAGGCUGCUCAACCCGGACGGUACCGCGUCGGAUAGCCCCACGACCACGAGGAAAGCUGUCUGGCGGCUGGAUCGUCAGACGUACUCCUGGUCGUGA
Messenger RNA from Kalmanozyma brasiliensis GHG001, 1419 nucleotides. Its product is annotated as Protein arginine N-methyltransferase. The coding region runs from base 1 to 1419 and encodes 472 amino acids. The transcript has a single exon. Gene Ontology annotation, biological process: peptidyl-arginine methylation. Gene Ontology annotation, molecular function: protein-arginine N-methyltransferase activity. NCBI's taxonomy places the organism in Eukaryota, Fungi, Basidiomycota, Ustilaginomycetes, Ustilaginales. The record is from RefSeq and is a predicted model, not a curated record.